AUGUCUGUCCCCGAAAAAGAGACAAAGCCUCCCUUGGAUACUAGAAUCGGAAAGGAUUCGCCUUUCACAUUUGGUCAGCGGUAUCUUACCGAAGAAAAGAAUGUUUUUGAUCACAAUGCAUGGGAUCAUGUUGAGUGGGGGGAGGAACAAAUUCAACAAGCCCAAGAGCUUAUAUCAAAACAAUACGACCUGCCUGUGAAGGACUUCGACAAAAAAUUGUAUAAUUCUAAUCCAGCAAAAUACUGGGAUAUCUUUUACAAGAACAAUAGAGAGAAUUUUUUCAAAGAUAGAAAGUGGCUCCAGAUUGAAUUUCCAUCGUUAUACAAAGUCACUGGAGAAGAUUACAAUAAGCCGGUUACCAUCUUGGAAGUUGGAUGUGGUGCAGGCAACACAUUCUAUCCUAUUUUGAACCAGAACAAGAAUCCUGGAUUGAAGAUUGUCGGGUGUGACUAUUCAAAAGUUGCAGUUGAUUUAGUCAAGAAUAAUGAAGCCUUUAAUGAACACCACGAAAAGGGGAUCGCAUAUUCCUCAGUUUGGGAUUUAGCCAACCCAGAGGGAACUCUUCCAGAAGAUUUGGAGGAAAAUUCUGUGGACAUUGUCAUCAUGGUUUUUGUGUUUUCCGCUUUGCACCCAGAUCAAUGGAAACAUGCCGUUAACAAUUUACAAAAGGUUCUAAAACCGGGAGGAGAGAUUCUAUUCAGGGACUAUGGUCGUUAUGAUUUGGCACAAGUGAGAUUCAAAAAGGGCCGUUUGCUCGACGACAACUUUUACAUUCGUGGUGAUGGUACUAGGGUGUACUUUUUCACCGAAGAAGAGUUGAGAGAAAUAUUUUGCACCAACGGGCCAUUCGAGGAAGAGAGAAUUGGCACAGAUAGACGUUUGCUUGUGAACAGAAAGAAACAGCUCAAAAUGUAUAGAAUCUGGCUUCAAGCAGCUUUCCGCAAGCCAUGA
This is a messenger RNA of Clavispora lusitaniae ATCC 42720, 951 nucleotides long. It is a transcript of the gene ABP140, whose product is annotated as Abp140p. NCBI's taxonomy places the organism in Eukaryota, Fungi, Ascomycota, Pichiomycetes, Serinales, Metschnikowiaceae. The record is from RefSeq and is a predicted model, not a curated record. Gene Ontology annotation, molecular function: tRNA (cytidine-N3)-methyltransferase activity.